GAAUGCUGUCGAAGCUACAAUCUACAAUCCACCCUUUCCCUAACGUCGGUCGCCUCGUAUUGCUUGUGGUUCGUGUUUCGUGCUUUGCUUUUUUUGUGGUGUUGUCAUUGUCAUCGCAUUCGCAUCUCCUUUGUGGGGGUACAAAAACAUCAAAUUUGACAACUAAAAACAAAUGGAAAUUGAUAUUUGCUGAGAUCAUAUAGAAUUCUAUCGAAUAAACAUUUAUUCUACACUGUUCUAUAAAAAUGCUUAUUGAAAAUUGAUUAAAAGAUGGACUCCAAACUCAAAAGAUGGAAGGAUAAACGUGAGCUCCUAAAGCUAUUACAAUUCAGGGAAUAUAAUGCAGAAUGUUCCAGAACAGUUAAGCAAACCUUACAGUUUACGGAUAGUCUGAUUAAAAGGCUAGGAUUAGAGUUUGAAUUGGAAGGCCACCAAGGAUGUGUCAAUUGUCUGCAGUGGACUCCAGAUGGAAAGCAUCUGGCUUCAGGUAGUGAUGACACUAAUGUUAUUUUGUGGGACCCUUUCAGACACAAACAGCUGGAAGUUAUACCUACACACCAUAUAGGAAAUAUAUUUUCUGUAAAGUUUUUAGGCAAUGAAUGCAAGGAAAUAGCAACCGCAGCAGGUGACUGCCGGGUAUUAGUGCAAUCUGUGGUAGGAGCUACAUCCCGUGCUCCACCAUUACUUGAGUGUAGCUGUCAUGUGAACCGUGUCAAAAGGUUGGCCACCUCUCCAAUAGAACCUAGUCUAUUUUGGUCAGCUGCUGAAGAUGGAUUUGUCAUUCAAUACGAUUUGCGGGAGAAGCACGAGUGUUCGAACAGCGCCCUUCGGGUUUUAAUCGAUCUGAGCGACAACUUUGGUGAAGCAAAAUGCAUUGCGGUGAACCCCACCAAGCCAUACUAUCUGGCUGUAGGUGCAAACGACUGUUAUGUGCGGAUGUACGAUCGCAGAAAGCUCAAGAACCACGUCAUUGGACAAACAAGUACUUCUGCGCAUAGCAACAAAUGUUCGUCAAACCCCCCAAUCGACUACGGCUGUGUGCAAUACUAUGCUCCUGGGCAUCUAGCUGUCGAAAAUGCGUCAGCGACUACAUUUAAGUUGGCAGCUACCUACGUGUCGUUCAAUGCCGCUGGUAGUGAGAUGCUCGUCAAUAUUGGCGGCGAACAGAUAUACUUGUUUGAUGUCAACAAUAGCAGACACAUAAAGGAGAUAAUCGUUCCCCAAACGCCUGAAGCCAAGCUUUGGAAAAACGGUAUAAGGAAGACUUGCUGUUGUAGACAUGAAACAAAUGGCUUCGUAAAUAUUGAUAAAUUCACUACUAUAGCUGAAGAAAAAUGUCCUGUAUGUUAUUAUAUGAAGAGAGGUCACAUGUUCUAUGGAAGAAAGUGGAUGGGUGAUCUGUACAAUGCAGCCAGGGACUAUGUAUAUGUAAUUAAAAGGUGGCCAGAGCAUAAACCAGCAUAUAUUGAACUCAUUAAGUGUCUCAUUGCUCUCAAAUGGACGAAAGAAGCGCAAAAUUGGUUAGAAUACUUCUGCUCUGUCCACCCUGAUUAUUCUGAUAAUACCCAGGUGUCGGAAUUAAGGCAGAAGAUCGAAAGUGCUCUGAGUGAAGAAAAAGCGUCGUCAGCCAAAAGCAGCGGAAGAACGAAUGGGGACGAUAAGGACGGUAGCGCUACAGACGGCACUGAUCCAGCCUCAGAAGAAAAGGAACGGUUUCUGAGGCGGGUUGACGAGGCCGAACAGAAGAAACGCAUGGAGUCGCUCGACUUUGAGGUGCGUUUCGUUGGCCACUGCAACACAACCACUGAUAUUAAAGAGGCAAAUUUUCUAGGAGAGGACGGUCAGUAUGUGUGUGCAGGUUCGGAUGAAGGAUACAUUUUCAUCUGGGAAAGGCGGCGCGCUGGUAUCGUGACGGUUCUCUCUGGUGACGUAUCUAUCGUGAACUGCGUACAACCACAUCCGACCGCCUGCUUUCUUGCAUCCAGCGGUAUUGACGCGGCUGUCAAACUGUGGUCACCCAUUUCAGAGGAAGAUGUAGCUUCUAAUCCUCGAUUGGUAAAAGACAUAGAUGCAGCGAUAGAAUCGAACCAACAGCGGAUGUCUAUGGACCCGUUCGAGUCUAUGCUGGUGAACAUGGGCUAUCGUAUACCGGGAAUCAGCGUGGACCCAGCCUUCCAGGUGCCCUCAUGCCGCACUUGCUAGUACAAUCACCACGUCGCCUGGUCGCUGACGGUUUCAUCCCCUCUUGUUAUAUAUGUACAUUACAUAUUGUUAGGUUGUGAUGAUUUAAAUGCAUAUUUUCAUAGAUGAUUUUUCAUUAUAAUGAUUAUAUUUGCAAAUAAAAUAUUUACCAUGAAAUAUACAUUUAUUUUGAGA
Acanthoscelides obtectus is the source of this 2376-nucleotide messenger RNA. The record is from the annotation of a GenBank genome assembly. NCBI's taxonomy places the organism in Eukaryota, Metazoa, Arthropoda, Insecta, Coleoptera, Chrysomelidae.